Pelagomonas calceolata is the source of this 1333-nucleotide messenger RNA. Lineage: Eukaryota; Pelagophyceae; Pelagomonadales; Pelagomonadaceae. The record is from the annotation of a GenBank genome assembly.
CUUUGCGGCAUUUUCAGCUAGCACCAAGCAUAAAAUACGGCACCGCCGGCCGGCGUAACGACUACCAGCAUCAGCAAGAUGACUUUCGAACACUUCCCCGUUGAUCCGACCACGUUCAAGACGAUUCCUGAGGAGCAGUGUUACCUCAAGCCCAAAGCUCAGGGCAAAACGAUCAAGCGCAAGGGCCUUGUAGCUGGCGCCGUGGUCCUCUCAUUUGUGCUCGGCUCGAUCCUCGCGACCGCCAGCUCCGCGACCAGCAUUCAGCCGACGACGACCGUCACGACGUCUCUCGCGAGCGAGCCCGCGCCGGCCGCGGACAAGAAAGCCGCGAACGAGAAGCCGGCGCCGGCCGCGCCCGCAGCGAACCAGAAGGCCAAGCCGACCUGCGGCCACGACAAGAACUCGCCGUGCAGCGCCCAGGAUUUCAUCGACAUCCUGGACCAGGAGGGUUGGACGAAUCGCUCGCCUCUGACAGUGGAGCCGAACAAGAACGAGUGCGCCACCAACCCGUGGUCGAUUGGGUCUGACCUCGUCAAUGGCUUCAAAGAAGUUGACGGCAAGUACGAGUCAGUAGGUGAGGGUCUCCUGGACUUUCCUCCGGGCUCUUGCGGUUCGCGGCCCAGCUGGGACAGUCGCGUCUUCGGGCCGCACACGUGGAAGACCUUACACACAUUCGCGGUGAACUACCACUCGCCGCCGACCGAGGCCGCCGUCGACGCGUGCACCAACUUUAUCAACGCGCUCCCGUACCUGAUUCCCUGCUCGCACUGCGCCUGGGACCUCGGCCAGUCUGGUUCAGCGUCUCAAUGCGCGCGGUCGCGGCGAUGGCGUUCCGGCGGACGCGACUCCGUCGGAGACCCGCGCCGUCGGCGCGACUUUCUCUACGCACAGGUUCAUUCAAAUGAACAAGGACAAGAACGGGCUUUUUGAUGCUGAGUGCGGCGGUGCCACCGGGGUCCCCGGGUCCUUCGACGAGUCCCUGUGCCUCGCGCCCGAGGAGGCCUGCAAGUCGCAGCGCACCCUCGUCAGCUUCUUCGUCCGGGCCCACAACAACGUGAACCAGCACACGCAACCCUGCCGCCCGCGCUUCACCAUCAAGCAGGGCUACGACACGUAUCAGGAGGAGUACAUCUGCGCCCACAGCGUCGUCUGGGGCACGAAGCAGUUAUGCGGCGGCGGCUACUCCCCCGCGGUGGACUCCCCGCAAGGCGAGGUCGCCGGACCGAAGGGAACGGGGACGGCCAACGGCCAGGACUACUACGGCGUCGACGCCGACGAGGGCUGCAAGCCGGAAACCGCUCUUGCCUGUGGCACCGUCGAGUGCAAGGCCUGA